Messenger RNA from Lottia gigantea (owl limpet), 681 nucleotides. RefSeq lists its product as hypothetical. NCBI's taxonomy places the organism in Eukaryota, Metazoa, Mollusca, Gastropoda, Lottiidae. The annotation marks the transcript as partial. The transcript has a single exon. The record is from RefSeq and is a predicted model, not a curated record.
AUGGUAGUCGAAAAUACCAGCGAGAAGUCUACAACAGAGGCACAGCAGACCAACCAAGAUAAGCGGCAGAGAAAACAGGCCAUAGUGAAUGGUUUAAACAACGAAGAUGUUAAAAUUGGAACAAUCACCGAAGAGGAAGAAACAGGAUCUGAUGAUAAAUAUCCAGAGUUAGGAAUAAGAAUCACCAUAUCGCCUCCUGAAAAUGAUUCGGGAAACGACACUGAAACUCCUUCCUCGCUUUAUACAGAAUUUGAUAAGGAAAAAGACAACAAACCUUCCAGGUUUCUAGUACAUCCGGUUUAUGAAAAAAGGCCUCAGAGAUUCCGUAAGACCUCAGCAUAUUCAGCUGACUCUGAGCAAAGUGGACCGACACAAAUGGUUGUUCCGAGUAGGAAAGGAUCAACGGUAAUGAUCCAUGAACACCCUGAGAUUAUUCAAGGAAAUAGUAGUUAUUAUUCUCUACAUUCUAAUGAUGCCUUUCCAUAUAAUUAUUCUGGUCCUAAACAACACAGAAUAUCAGUGUUCUCUUGCUACAGUCAGGCAAGUCGUGCCAGUUUCCAAUCAGACAAGACUUUUAGAGAUCCUUAUGAAUGUUUUCCUAAUGCCGAGAAUUACAGGGAUGCUGCUGGAGCAUAUUAUGAUUUUAAACAAAGACCAACCCUCUAUCAACUAAGACAACAA